AAAUGGGUUAUCUGUUUGUUGAGUUAGAACAUCUUAAAGAAGAAAUAGAGAAAGAAAAUGUAAAGAAACCCCGAAGACUAAAAACUCCUACCUCUCAACUACCAAAAAACGUUGAAAAAUUCGAUUUUUCUGAAAAGGAACUUAACAAUUCAAAGGACUUCCCUUUUAACAUUUCUUUACAUGAUAACGGGUUUGCACUUGGAGCAGAUAAAUUUAAAGACCUAUACGCAGAGGGACUAUUAAUAAUAACCAACAUACUAAAAAAGCAAGAGCUAAUUCGACAAAACAAAAUUAAAAGAAACAAAGAACCUGUCGACCCUACCCUAGGAGCUCCGCGUCCGCCACGCGGCGAACUCAAAACCAAACCUCAACUUCAUCAUCGACCUCUCGCUCACAGUCAACAACCUCCAGGACAUCUUCGCGCGGCCGCUCUCAAUCACGAAACAAUUCAUCACGCCGCAAUUCCACAACCCGUGGAAGGUCCAAAUUUCGAC
Racocetra fulgida is the source of this 494-nucleotide messenger RNA. NCBI's taxonomy places the organism in Eukaryota, Fungi, Glomeromycota, Glomeromycetes, Diversisporales, Gigasporaceae. The record is from the annotation of a GenBank genome assembly.